AUGUCGAGACCACAGCUACAAAUUGAAAUCUACAAUUAUGGACCGACUAAAGCUCAAGGCACUCGAAUGGAAUUACAAUUUCAUGGAAAUUUAAGAUUUUCACGACUUGAAUUCGAUGCUGACACUUCCGAAGCUGGAGCUAGUAACAGUAUUAGCCAGUCAGAACCAUUAAUGGUUGAAGUAUCAGAGAAUGAAACUUGGGUUCACUGUCCUAUUGGAACUUUAUUGGCACCCGUGGUUAUGUCAGAUACGGGAAGUGAAAUUAUUGAACCGAGUCAGCGGUUUAUCUUAUCCACAUAUUAUGAUCAAUUUAUGUCAGAGGAUGAUACAAACUUCCAGAAUGGUGCAGGAGUCACCAUCAAUGUGAUAACCGGUACACCAGACCCGCAACCAAUUAGUAAUACAAUACGCUUUAAUUAUCGUGUGAUACAUAAGCCUAGAAUAAGAAUCUCCUACGGACCUGGUGAGAUAUCUAGUAGAAUGGAUAAUCGUUCAGCACCGUCAAAACGUGUUCCUGGUCAACAACAACGUGUUUUAGUCUCUGAUAUUGGUCCAAAAAUUGAACAUACCCUACAAAUUGAAUAUAUGGGACCGUCGAAUAGGUUGAAAAAUGUUACAAUCACUGCAGCGGUACCGAUUGAAUUGAAUCCUGAAGAUGCUAUCGGCGGUGCAACACCCCCUUAUAUAGUUUAUAUGUUCAAUGAAAUACGCGGAACACAAUCCCAUGAAAAUAAUGCCUUAAAAUGGAUAGAUGUACGACCAAAAUUGUUAGCAUUAGGUCGACAAAUGCUGAUGAUACGUGAAAGUGUUAUCAAUCCUCGAGGAGUUAUACCAAUGGAUGUAGAUACGCUUUAUUCUCGUAAACGACGUGGUGCCUCAAAUAAUCCCGUUGGUGAAGGAGUGGAUGAAAUGAAUGAAGACAAGUAUUCAAUCGAUAGUGAUAAUCAGUCAGUAUUGUAUGAUGAAAAUGUUCAAUCGUCUUUAUCAUCUAAAAUUCCUGUAAUUCAAUUUCGACGAUUACAAAAAGAGGUGUUUCAAUGUAAUCGUGUUGGUAAUCGAAUACAAAAGCCAAUAUGUGCAGAAAUUGUUUGUCAUAUUGAUGAACUGUUGAAACAUCGUCCAGUUGUUCUCAAAGUGACUGGUUGGUUAUGGGCAAGAACAUUAUUUGCUAAGCAUAUUUCAGAUGUUGAUCUUGUCACAACAAUCUCAGUGAAUCAAGGUGAAAUCCCAGAGGGUGUACAUCCAGCUGAAGAACCAGUUGGUCAUUUCUAUCUAUCACAAACAUUUUUCUUUCCACAAAUUCGUCCAAAAUUAAUUCAUCAAAUUCCAAUAUGGCCAAUUAUAGUCGGUGUUGUCUUAGGUUUAAUUGUUCUCUAUCUGCUGAUUAUCCUACUAUAUUUAUUAGGCUUCUUUAGACGACGUAAAACUCAACUACGUAAAGCAAUGCUUACAAAAGGCGGUGCUGAAGAGACCUAUAAACGUGAACAAACUGAAUCUUUACUAGUUGGUGAAACAAAACCUGAACAAACAAAUGAUGUUGCUCACAAGGCAAUGAAUUCAACGCCUCCAGGACAAGGUGAUGCAAAGAUGUCACCGGGAAAAAAGUUGAAAAAAAAGCAUAAAAAAGAUUUAAAUAUUCUUCAUCCAGGUGAUUUAUCCACCGUGACAACAUCAUCGACAAACGGUCAUCAACAUCAUGCAUACAAAGAGUCAGAGGAACAGAAUUUAAUCACAGACUCCACGUCAUCUCAGUGA
This is a messenger RNA of Trichobilharzia regenti, 1755 nucleotides long. Lineage: Eukaryota; Metazoa; Platyhelminthes; Trematoda; Strigeidida; Schistosomatidae. The record is from the annotation of a GenBank genome assembly.